GCAGGUGAGCGGUGCUACGCUGCAGAAUGGUGACGGGAAAUUCAGUUUUGCUAUAACCGUCGGCUGGUGGACAGGCCGGAAGACUGGCUCCGCGAAAUAGUCUCGAGGAAAGCUCGGUGACCGUACACGACUAUCGCGAUAAGCGCACAUUUCUUCCGUGCUUUACGUUUCGCUCACGUCGGGGACCCGAUAAACGCGCCAUGGACUUUCGCACCUUUGUUAUGAUACUGCUGUGCGCGUCGUCCUACGCCGAGGAUUACGAGAGAUCUGGAAACAACAACAAGCCGAUCGCCAGCGAGAACGAAACCGCAGGAAAAGACGAGCCUCCCGAAGGGUACUACGCGUUCGUCGAGUCGCCAAACGCGGAACCACCCCGGGUCCGACCACCGCCGUACAUCGAGAGCGACAAAGAAUGUUACGAUAGCGGUAAGCAGGGAAAGGGAUUCGUCUCGAUACACAAUAUCUGCGGCGACUUGAACAAAGGCUUCAUUCCGCGGAAUCCGAUGAAACAAUACGUGAACGGCACGUCGUAUCCUUUCGCAUUGAUAAAGAACCACACCCUCAAGUUCCUCAGCAAAGCGUUACCGAUCCUCAAGGCCGACGAUUCGCUGCCGAAAGUCGCAAAAGUGCACCCGCUCUCGCAGAAUUCCGUCGAUAUGGACGAGGAAGAGAAACGCGGUAGAAGUAAAAGAUCCAGUCCGACAGAUUCGACUAUAACUACGGAUUCCAGUCGAAACGGCCGCAAGUUUUGCGAAAACGGUGGCGGAGUGGUGUGCAUGCUGUACAAGGCAAUUCAAGGCGAACCGAUCGCGUCGCCGGCGUCGGUUAUUGAGCGCCGGGACGAGCCGUCGACGUCCGAGUAUCGACGUGGUGAACGCGUACCGUCGCAGGAGAAAACUGAAUACACGGGGCCACCGACACCAUGCCCGGCCAAGGUCGAGUACGCCACUCCGGUCUUCGCCAAGAACUACCAGGGCGUGUGGAGAUACGUGGUGCAGAUACCGUACGAGGGUUACUUCACGCAGACGAUCGAGCUCACCAGAUGCAUGCAAUCGAGAUGUCAUUACUUGGACGGAGGAUGCUUGUCGUCACCGAGAUGGACGAGUCUGCUGGUCGCCGAGAUAUUUUAUCCGGACACAUUUAUAGAGGAGAAUCAAGGCUCCGGCCCGACAACCGGAUCUGGCACACGAGAGCCUGUCGCUGGAUCGCCGCCACCGGUCCACGACUUUCAAAAUUAUCAGCAGUAUUUGCAGAAACGUGCGAGCACGGGAGAGGCACGUAACAACGGUAGCGUUCAGCAACACCACUGCGACGGUGUCGACGAAAUGGGUUGCUUCCAGGUGCGACUGUAUUACGAUUGGUUCUUGGUGCCGGGAAGCUGCAAGUGCUGGCGGCCGGAUUAUUUCAAUCGAUACGUUCGUCGCAGCGGUUCCAACGUUGAAUUAUGACGAGGCUCACGAGGACACUCUCAAUUCCCCUCGUGUGAUUACAUCGAUCGUAACUGCACGCGCUGACGAGGCUGACAGCAACUCAGCUGAAUCGCUCGAUACAUCGCGUGCAACCAAACGUUGGCACGUGUUUACUUAUACGAGAUAUUAUUUAUUCAAAGCGCCACGUGCACCGCGUCGACGGAAUUAUUCGAUUUUCGCUAAUUUGUAAAGGCGGUAAUUCCAUAGGCUAUAACGUUUAAGACGAUCGAACGUAUUUGACUAUAUACUUUGAUAGACUGCUAGCAUCCACGACUUGCUACUAAAUCUAUGUCAAAUAAGAAAGGCCUGUAUGUGUAUGUUAAAAAGGAGAUGAAGAGAGACGUCGCAAUCGACGUUCUCCACAGAGAAAGAGAGAGAAAAGUCUCUUUUAAAUUCGCGUUAAAAAAAAGAAAGAAACCUAAAAAUUAUACGCAAAGUUUUCCUCGGCUCUGCAACACGUAAUGCAAGUUUUUCGUGGAUUCCCAUGGUUUCACGAUGCAAUCUACAUUUAUCCGUUUUUAAGAUGUGGAUUUAGAAAUGAACGUACGACAUAUCGCUGUGAUUUUGUUAUUGAAAUUGGUCGAGGAAUCUGCUGUUAUUUAUCAAAUGCAUUUUCUCUCAUAUUUAUUUCAAAUUCAAUGACUAGAGAUUAAUGUUUAUCCAUGACGGAAUCUCUCUUCGCUAAAUAAUAAGUACGACGUGUAAUAAGUGAUAAUAAAGAAGUCAAGCAAGCGAGUAGACGCGUACGAGAAGGGUCGACAGUGAAAAUCACCAAAUGAUGCGCUCUUCUUCGACUUCCUUACAAAUCUCACUACUAAUUCGCUGUAUAUGCAUGUGCAUUCUUUACGUAGGACAUAUACGUAAUAUAUACAUACACGUAAGAUAUCGCCUACGUAAAGAAUAAUUGUUAGAAAUAUCACGCGCAAAUAUUGAAAAAUUGUUUAGGCUAACCUCGGAUUCGACUGGACUUAGUAAUAUAUUUAUCUACAUCGGUUUAGCGAACAACUAAUUGUACUAAAUUCGUCCAACUUUAUAAAAUAAACGCUUGGGUGAACACGCAA
Molecule: messenger RNA, 2530 nt
Organism: Odontomachus brunneus
Lineage: Eukaryota; Metazoa; Arthropoda; Insecta; Hymenoptera; Formicidae
Gene: spz6
Exons: 8
Coding region: 201-1448 (415 amino acids)
Biological process (GO): regulation of Toll signaling pathway; central nervous system formation; innate immune response
Cellular component (GO): extracellular region
Molecular function (GO): growth factor activity; Toll binding
Source: RefSeq, a predicted model, not a curated record